ACAAAAUGGCGGACGGCCCAUUAAAAACAAAUGGUGACGUGUAGAAAAAAGAAAUCCAAGAUUUUGUGCCUUGCUGCAGCAUACAUCUGGCCGCUUAAAUGAACUAAAUAAUCUGUGAACCGUAUGGAUGAUAAGGCACAGCGGACACGAUUUUAUAGUAAAGUCCUUGGUGCCAGUAUGAACCCUAGUAAAGCGGAGGAGCAAGUGGCUGAUGAUGUCAUACCCUACAUAAUCUCUCUCGACAUCGGCACUACGACCAUGAGAAGCCAUGUCUACGUUAAGGACGGCAGCAUCAAAGGCUCUAGCAGCAAAAGGAUACAGGUCAUAUACCCUAAGCCCCGCUGGUCGGAGAUAGACCCGGAUCAGUUGGUACAACAAGCUGUCGAGUGUAUCAAGGAAUCUAUCAGAGCUGCUAACAUAACUGCUAGCCAGGUGACAUGUAUGGGGAUAACAAACCAGAGAUCUACAUUCCUCACCUGGGACAGAGAGACAGGGAAGCCAUUCCAUAACUUCAUCACCUGGCAGGACCUGAGAGCAAGUGACCAUGUCAAGUCAUGGAACAACUCAUACAAACUACGGGCUUUGAACAAAGGAUCUUCUUUCCUCCAUCUGUUUACUCGACAACCCAGAUUCCUGGCAGCCAGUGUACUCAAAUUUCUGUCAAAUCAGGUUGGUCUACGAUUGAUCUGGGCCCUAGAGAACAUAGAGGAGUUGAAGAAGAGAGCAUCAGAAGACCAGGUGAUGUUUGGGUGUAUAGAUACGUGGUUGCUAUGGAAACUGACUGGUGAGAAGGUCCAUGCCACAGACUAUUCCAAUGCCAGUGGGACAGGCUUAUUUGAUCCUUUCCAGGUAGAAUGGAGUUCUAUAGUAUGUAACCUUCUAAACAUUCCAAUGAACAUUCUACCUGAGAUCAAAGAUACGAGUUGCCUGUUUGGAAAAACUGACCCUUCACUGUUUGGUGCGGCUAUACCCAUCACAGCUAUGAUAUCUGACCAGAUGUCGGCCAUGUUUGGGGAGUGUUGCUAUGACGUUGGAGAUAUGAAGUGCACCAUGGGAACAGGAACCUUUGUUGAUGUGAAUACAGGCAGCUAUGCUCAUGCUUCUGUUGCAGGUCUGUAUCCUCAAAUUGGCUGGAAGAUAAAGGAUGAACUGGUGUAUGUAGCAGAAGGGGCCAUAACGGAUACAGGCAUUGUUAUAGAUUGGGCCAAGUCUAUAGGUCUGUUUGAGGAUGUGUCCGACACAGCAAGGAUAGCCGAGUCAGUACCAGAUUCUGACAGGGUGUGUAUCGUGGCAGCUUUUAGUGGACUCCAGGCCCCAAUCAAUGAUGACAAGGCAGCGUCUUCCAUCAUCGGAGUAAAACCCACCACUACUAAGGCUCAUCUUGUGCGGGCAUUACUGGAAUCAAUUGCAUUUAGGUUCAAAAUUCUCUAUGAAGCCAUUCUUAAAGAAUCCAAAGUGGAACUCUCAUAUAUGAUCAGAGCUGAUGGUGGAGUAUGUAAUAACAAUUUCCUGAUGCAGUUAAUCUCUGACCUUACUGGUCAGGUGAUUGACCGAGCCAAACAACGAGCUGACAUAACUAGUCUCGGGGCUGCUUUUUUAGCUGGCUUACAUGCAGGAGUUUGGAAAAAUAAGGAGGAAUUACGAAGUAUACGGAAAUCCGAAAAUUUAUUCAAGCCUGACUCAAAACGAUGGCAAGAGUAUAAAGAUGUGUUCACAGACUGGGAGAGAGCUGUGACUCGCUCCAAAGAGUGGUAUGCACAAGAUGGUUGAGCCGUGAGUCUGCAAUAUAGAGAUACCAAUGUGUUACAAGGCUGUGAAUUAAGUAAACAAAUCCAGAUUUUCUAUAUUCAUGAUAUAUUCUUAUAUAAAUCUGUCUCUGAGGAGUUUUUAAUGUUUAAAAUGUUUAAAAAAAACAAAAUCAAAGAUCUAUUUUGAUUUUGAUUUAGCAAUAUCGGUAAAACCUUAACCUAGGGCAUUGUAUUCACUGAGUGAAGAAGUUAAAAGGAGCUUUUAACAUUGUCUAUAUUAAAUAAAGUUAGCCUUAUUUUGUAUACACUGUUAACAGUGAAGUAUAAAUGGGGCCUCAGUAGGGAUAACAGAAAUGUGUGAGUGAAUGUUUAUGUCAGGACAACAUUAGGGGGUUUUUCAAGUUAUUUUUCUAUUCCAUUGAUAGGGUAAUAAAAUACUCUUACAAACAUCCUCAUAAUUCUGGGGGUUACUUUCACCUUCACCUUCAUCAUCCACACUCAGGGGUUACACUCAUUUCUACCACAAUACGCUGUGUUGUACCACUCUCUGAGUCUCAAAACAUUGUAUAAAUGUGCCAACUGUUGGAUAUACAAUGUAUAUGUUAUAUUCCACCUGUGGAAUAUAACCUUUUCGAUCUUUUGAUUGGUCAAGGAUUCGAACUGCAAUUAUUAUUAAAGUCAUCAAUGAUUGAAUGACAUCACCUGGUCCCGGCUGUCACCUGUACACCUUAUUUGCGUAUGCAAAAUAACUCUUGGCCACAUUUCCCUUUGAUUAAAGCCGAUAUAAUUGUGGUAGAAACAGGUCACACCAAUCGUGAUUGUUAGAUAUGGAAUUUAUUUCACACUCGUAAGUUAUUUUUUUUAGAUUACAAAAGAUAUUCGCUAAAGCUUGUAUCUUUUGUAACUUCUAACGACCACUCGUUGUGUAACCUCUAUUUCUCCACUCUGUAGCCCUGGAAUAUGUCAUAGCAAAUCCAUAGGUUCAAUAUACCAACCAUCUGGUAAAUAAACCAAAAUGACUGCUUUGACCCUUCGAUGUACGUUUGACAAAUAUCGAGGUCGCCAUUCUGACUCGGUUUUAACUUUCUUGGCAUGCAUUAUCAAAUCAUUUAAAGGAAUAAAUUUCCAUGUAAAAUUAAGUUUGAAAAAAAGAUACAUAUUUAUGAAAAUUAAUUUUAAGUUUUUGUUAAAAGAUUGUAUUGGUAGAUAAGUAGGGUAAGCAGCCUUUUUUCAUGGUGUAAUUAAGCACACCUCUUCUGUCUGCGAAAUAAAAGAACAGGUGUGUUUAUUAGCUUGACUACUGAGAACUUGCAGUACUGAAUGAACAGAAGGUUGUUAACUUUAAUGAAAAGACUACUGCAUCAUUAAUACAGGACACACAGUAGUAACUACCGGGUAUGUAGACAACCACAUAUGGGAACAUCUCAGCUUACUGAGAUGUAAAGCAUCAGAAGAUUGAAAAUGAAAGCGCUAACUAUGCUUUACAAACCAGUGUUUUCAAUGUUGUAAUUUUUAUAUAUACUAGUAUAUGUACUGGGCACUAAGAAUAAGAACAUUUUAACAUAUACAUAUAUAUAUAGAUAUACACUUAUUUUUGCUCAAAUCAUGUGCACCCAAUAUAUAUUUACAUAUUCCCUAGACUGUAUUUUGACAAGAAAAUGUGUUGAAAUAAUCGUGUUUUUUUUGUUGACAUUUUUGCAUCUGUAUUUUAAGAAGACUGUGCCAUUUUGUGAUGUGUUGUAUUUGGUUGACUCAUAUACUGUUUAACAUGAAUGAUAUUCCAAUUUUAGCCCACCUGUAAUCCUUUGUUCAAAUCGCCCUGUGGUCCUUCGUCACUUUUUCCAUCUGUUAACAAUCCUUAAUUGUUGUCAGUAUUUCUUGAGAAGAGUCAUACAGAUCUCUCUGAAAUUUUAAUGGCAGCUUUCCCUUGGUUCCUAACUGUGCAUGAUCCUACUUGAGACUGAUUGGAAGACAAGAUGGCCGACAUGUGGCCAUUUUGAAUUUUGAAAGUUGAAGUUUGUUGUCGCUAUUUCUCACAAAGUUCUUAAUAGAUCUUUCUCAAAUUACAUGAUCUUGUGGGUUCCGCUCAGUCUGUACUCAAUUUUCAGACUGAUUCGACAACAAGAUAGCUUACAGGCAGCCAUUUUGAAUUUGAACAGCUAAACAUUAUUAUUACUACAUAUUUAUCAGAAAGGUCUUCAGGAUCUUUCUCAAAAUUCAAAGGAAUGUUCCCUUAAAUCUCUAGCUUCGUCUGACCAAUUUUGAGCUUGAUUGGAAAAUAAAAUGGCCAACAGGCAGCCGUGUUGAAUUUUUAAGAGCCUAAAUUUAUUAUUGUCAUUUCACAGAAAGUUCUUUUUGGAUAUUUUGAAAUUGUAUAUGUAGGCUCCUCUAGUAUUAGUUGAAGUUUGUAAUCAUUUCCAAUGGAGUUUAUGAUGGAUCUUUCUCUAUUUCAUAUAUUGUUUUCAUUUAAAAGGAAAAGAGAAAGAUGAGAAAAGUAGACAAAAGAUCAGUCUUACAUAGACUCAAUAAAGAUAAUUCAAUAGUGGGCAGCAAGAUCCCUCUGGGGUCUCUUGUUUAUGACUGUUAUGUAUUUACAUAAAGGAUUCUCUAGGUUGUUCGUGGAUUUUGUUAAUGGUCCUCACAAUAUAUCUGAUGACAUACAAUGUUAUCUGGUUUCAGGUUUUCCUGUACAACCUGUCUGAUAAUUUUCUAAAGGCUUUUUCAUACACUCUAAGUAGAUGUGCAGACUUUGCCAAUAUACAUUGAUAUAUGUUGUCAGUAUGAAUGAUCUUAUCUUAUACACAUUCAAAUUAAGUUAAUUCACUGUCCCUGCCAUUCAAAUUACACUAAGUGUGGCCAGUAUCAUAAGUGACUGUCAUCAUUCCAGAAUACAAUGUACCUGUCCACUUGUUUGUCAUACCAAAGUAAAGAGAUUAUAUAAUGGCUGUAUCAGCUAAUUGUAAUAAAGAAAGAUUUUUUUCAUUGAUAAAAUAUAAGAGAGUGAUUCAUAUUUUAAGUAAAUACAUUACCUUAAUACAGAUACCCAAGAAUCAGUUUUCAGUCAACAAGUCUAAAUAAUGAUGCUAAAGCAUCUGCAAGUUGACACAUAUACAUCAAUAUGUAACAUACAUGUACAUGUAUGUUCUUCUCUAUGCCUUAUAUAUCCAAUACAACGACAGGUGUACCUUGUAUGAGGAAGCAAGCAUUCUGACCUCUAUUACAUUAUUUUUAUGGAAUCAUCAGCAAUACCAUACUUUCCUACUGAAGGGUGAUAUCAUGUCAAAGUAUGUUUUCUAACCACCAACGGUGGUUUUAGAUCCACCCAGACAUAAUCUCAAGUGACCUUUUGUAAUCGCCUUUUUUGUCCAGCGUCGUGUGUCAUACAUCGUUUAGGAUUUACACUUUCAACUUCUUCUCAAUAACCAAAAGACCCAGGCUCAUGAUGUUGGGCUAGUAGCAUGCUCGGAUGAAGGGGUACUAAGUUUGUUCAAAUGAAUGAUCUUGACCUACUUUCAAGGUCACAUGAGUCAAAAGUGUUAAAACCUUUUAAAAAUUUCUUCUCAAUAACCAAGAGACCCAUGAUCCUGGUGUUGGGCAUGUAGCAUGCUUGGAUAAAGAGGUAGAAAGUUUGUUCAAAUAAAUGAACUUGACCUACUUUCAAGGUCACUGGGGUAAAAUAUGUUAGAAUCUUUCAAUGAUUUCUCAGUAACCCUGAGACCCAGGGUUAUGAUCUUGGGCAAGUAGCAUGCUGGGUUGAAGGACUAUAAAGUUUGUUCAAUUCACUGACCUUGACCCACUUUCAAGGUCACAGCUAGGGGUCAAAUUUGUUAGAACCUUUGAAUGGUUUCUUCUCAAUAAACAAAAUAUCCAGGGUCAUGAUACUGGGAAAUGUCAUGCUUUCGUAACAGACUGAAAAGUUUGUUCAGCUGAAUGACUUUGGUCUUCCUUCAAGGUCAAACAAGUUAAAUGUGUUAAAUUCUAAAAAAACAAAAACAUCAACUAUCAGAAUGUAUUUCAGAACUCAGGUGACUGUUAAAGUCCAUGAACCUCUUGUCACCAUUAUGAGUUUAGGAGAUUAAUGUUGUAUUCACAGACCUUGGUCUGUAAUGUUAUUGUCUGUGGUAUAUAUUUAGAUAAUGCAAUGUACAUGUAUAUGUUUUAAAUAAUAGAAUAAUGUUCUAUUUUUGUAAUUUUAUAUUAAUGUACUUGGGAUAGACACAUCUUGCUGUAAUAAGGUACAAUAUACCGAUAUAUCAUGUUGACUGGAGCUUUGGUGCCAUGAACUGUUGAAUUACCAGGUAAUUAUCCAUAUUAUCUAUAUUAAUUACUGGUAUGAAACCUUGUAUUGGACAAAUUUGAGGGUUUUUUUGUAUGUCAGUACCUGAUCAUCCUACAGAUUUAGCCAUACACCUGUAUUAUACAUGCGAGAGAUUACAAAGAUUCAGCUAUAUACAUGUAUUAUACAUGUGAGAUAUCACAUAGAUUCAGAUAUACACCUGUAUUAUACAUGUAAGAGAUCACACAGAUUUAGCCAUACACCUGUAUUAUACAUGUGAGAGAUUACACAGAUUCAGAUAUACACCUGUAUUAUACAUGUGAGAUAUCACAUAGAUUCAGAUAUACACCUGUAUUUUACAUGCAAGAGAUCACACAGAUUCAGAUAUACACCUGUAUUAUACAUGCAAGAGAUCACACAGAUUCAGAUAUACACCUGUAUUAUACAUGUGAUCGAUGAUCAUGCAGGUUCAGCCAUACAUCUGUUUAAUACAUGUGAGAGAUCAUGCAGGUGCUUGUAUUGUUUGAACAGUGAGCAUCUCCUUUUAAAAUAUUGAAAUAAUAUAUAGAAUGUCACAAUAAACAUUGAGCUUUUGUAAAAAAAAAAGAAGACAAUUGAUUGUUCUUAAUCAUACUAAACACAAUUAUGAACUGGACAGCUAAAGUGUAAACAUAAAAAGGGCUUAUUUGUCCAACUUUUUUCAUAGUCAACUCUUAUAGCUAACUCUCCAAAGUAUGAUAUACUGUGUUUUGAGUUUCAUAAAAAGACAACAGAACCCAUGUUCAUUGAUAAUUUAUCCAUAAUUUUAUUUUAAACAAUUCAACAUGAAUAUAUUAAUGAAGAAAGCACAAGAGUAAAGAGCAGAUAUUCUUACAACAUGCUAAACCUGGAUAUCCAAACUAUACCCCUACCAAGGAACAACAAUUAAUGACUGGAGACGUUAUGAUAACAUUGAAUCCACUACCAGUCAUUAUACCUGUGUAGGUAGGCAUGUCUACAUGUGCUAUGAAUUUUAAUGUCAGUCAAAAAUGUUAAUUCUAUGUUAACAAUUACCUAUUACGUUAUGUAAUAAAUACACAAGAGGUAAA
Molecule: messenger RNA, 7112 nt
Organism: Pecten maximus
Lineage: Eukaryota; Metazoa; Mollusca; Bivalvia; Pectinida; Pectinidae
Product: putative glycerol kinase 5
Exons: 18
Coding region: 124-1770 (548 amino acids)
Biological process (GO): glycerol metabolic process; glycerol-3-phosphate biosynthetic process; triglyceride metabolic process
Cellular component (GO): mitochondrion
Molecular function (GO): glycerol kinase activity
Source: RefSeq, a predicted model, not a curated record